Messenger RNA from Closterium sp. Yama58-4, 1395 nucleotides. The record is from the annotation of a GenBank genome assembly. Lineage: Eukaryota; Viridiplantae; Streptophyta; Zygnematophyceae; Desmidiales; Closteriaceae.
AUGAACAGAUUGGUUGCAAUGAAGGAAGGCGAAGGUGGGGCCUGUGUUGGAGAGGUGAUUAUAAUGAACGGCACUGUACCGAACUCCUCUGAAGUAGACGGUGCAAUAGCGAGUGACCAUUCGAUGAAUGGCGUAGAGAAGGACAAGAAAGAGGAGAGUGCGGAGGUGCGAGGAGGGGGAGCGGCAGAGGCAGCAGAAGAUCGGAGCAUGGAAGGAGGAGUGGCAGAGCAAUUGCGGGCGGAUGAGGGACAAGCUAAUGGGGGUGAAUCUGCCGCAGCUGAGGCUGGGAGCGACAGGGACAGCGGGAAUGGGAGGGCUGCAGGGGAUGAUUGUGCUGUGAUGGCAGAAAACAGUGUGGUUUCUGGGAACGAUACAGUUGCAGGGAAGAUUGAAAGUGAAGGGGUUGCUGAAGGGAAAGAGGCUGCAUCUGCAGAGCUACCAGGGGAAGAAGCAGGUGUAAAAGCUGGUUCACGGGGUAACAAGGACGAAGGAGAUGAGAAGGGGCGGAGUGAGAAGGUGGAGGGAAGGGAGGGAGAAGCCGAGGAGGCAGCAGAAGAAGCAACAAAGGAGGCAGAAGAGGAGGCAGCAGAGGAGGCAGCAGAAGAAGCAACAAAGGAGGCAGAAGAGGAGGCAGCAGAGGAGGCAGCAGAAGAAGCAACAAAGGAGGCAGCAGAGGAGGCAGCAGAGGAGGCAGAAAAGGAGGCAGAAAAGGAGGCAGAAGAGGAGGCGCUAGUGAGGGGCAUAGUGGAGGAUAUCUUGAGGCGGGGUGCUGACAGCGCCAGCGGCUCCUCUGCUGACCUGUGCGCUGACAUGGCAGCUGCGCUUGCGAUGGUCAAGGAGAUCACACGUGAGGACGACACGUCAGCAACAGAUGCCGAGCAAAAAGGAGGUAAUUCAGGCACAGAGGGGCAAGGCAAAGCUGGCGAUAAAAGCGCAGGUGAAGGUGAAUCAGAGAAUAGAGAUGUGGUUGGCAUCCGUGGAGGUGAAGGUGAAGGCAGUAUUAUGAGAGACACCUCAGGGGAGGCCCAAAGACAAGGGCAGUGGCAGUCACAAGCACCGGAUCCCACGACUUCUCUCCCUCGCCCUCGCAGCGUCUCGCUCCUCCAAUUAGCCGAGGACAGCUGGCGCGAGCGCACUGGUGCCGGCCUGUCAGGGCUGGGCAACGCAGGAGCAGGCGGUGCUGCUGGCAGCGGCAGCGGUGCUGGCAGUGCCGGUGGUGGUAACCGCGUGUUACGGCUGCGGCCAAUCACGAUGGCGGACAUGCGGGCGGCAAAGCAGCAGGUGGCGCCGAGCACGGCGGGGGACAGCAGCAGCAUGGCGGAGCUCAGGCAGUGGAACGACCUCUAUGGGGAGGGCGGCUCUCGCAAGAAGGAAAAGCUCUCCUACUUCCUCUGA